This is a messenger RNA of Alexandromys fortis (reed vole), 2294 nucleotides long. It is a transcript of the gene Rpn2, whose product is annotated as ribophorin II. Gene Ontology annotation, cellular component: membrane; oligosaccharyltransferase complex. The record is from RefSeq and is a predicted model, not a curated record. Gene Ontology annotation, biological process: protein N-linked glycosylation. Bases 150 to 2174 code for a protein of 674 amino acids. NCBI's taxonomy places the organism in Eukaryota, Metazoa, Chordata, Mammalia, Rodentia, Cricetidae. The transcript has 18 exons.
GCGGCCGCCGAGACUGACCUUUGCCGGGAGCCCAUCCCGGCAGCCGGCGUGUGCUGCGGGUCCUUGGCGUCCCCUCCGGCGCGCUCUUGGAGCCACUUUCCAGAGCGGAAGUCUGCCUGCUCGGGCUCUGGUGGGGCCUGCUCGGAGGAAUGGCGCCGCCGGGUGAGGCGUUGCGCAUGGCUCAACAGUGGGGCCCCGCGGCCGACACGCCUUGGGGAGCGGGGCGUCGCCCGCGGGAGGGUUCAAGCGCUGUCUUCCUGUUGGCCCUGACAAUCAUAGCCAGCACCCAGGCUCUGACACCUACCCACUACCUCACCAAGCAUGAUGUGGAGAGACUGAAAGCCUCAUUGGCGCGCCCUUUCACAAAUCUGGAAUCUGCCUUCUACUCCAUCGUGGGACUCAACAGCCUUGGGGCACAAGUGCCAGAUGUCAAGAAAGCAUGUACCUUCAUUAAGUCUAACCUUGACCCCAGCAACGUGGAUUCCCUCUUCUAUGCUGCCCAGUCGAGCCAGGUCCUCUCAGGCUGUGAGAUAUCUGUUUCAAAUGAGACCAAAGAUCUGCUUCUGGCAGCAGUCAGUGAAGACUCCUCUGUUGCCCAGAUCUACCAUGCAGUUGCAGCGCUCAGUGGCUUUGGCCUUCCCUUGGCAUCCCAUGAAGCCCUUGGUGCUCUUACUGCUCGUCUCAGCAAGGAGGAGACUGUGCUGGCAACGGUCCAGGCUCUGCAGACAGCAUCCCACCUAUCACAGCAGGCUGACCUGAGGAACAUUGUGGAGGAGAUUGAGGACCUAGUUGCUCGCUUGGAUGAACUAGGGGGCGUGUAUCUCCAGUUUGAGGAAGGACUGGAAACCACAGCGUUGUUUGUUGCUGCCACCUACAAGCUCAUGGAUCAUGUGGGGACUGAACCAUCCAUAAAGGAGGAUCAGGUCAUCCAGCUAAUGAACACCAUCUUCAGCAAGAAGAGCUUUGAAUCUCUCUCAGAAGCCUUCAGCGUGGCCUCUGCUGCUGCUGCAUUGUCCCAGAAUCGCUACCACAUGCCAGUGGUGGUUGUGCCUGAGGGCUCUGCUUCUGACACUCAGGAACAGGCCAUCCUUCGGUUGCAAGUCAGCAAUGCUUUGUCUCAGCCUCUGACUCAAGCUACGGUUAAGCUGGAGCAUGCUAAGUCAGUGGCUUCCAGAGCUACUACUGUCCUGCCUAAGAUGCCCUUCAUUCGUGCGGGGGAUGUUUUUGAGCUAAACUUCAAGAAUGUUAAACUUGCCAGUGGCUACUAUGACUUCUCUGUCAGAGUUGAAGGUGACAGCCGCUACAUUGCGAACACUGCAGAGCUUAGAGUCAAGAUCUCCACUGAAGUUGGCAUCACAAAUGUCGAUCUUUCCACUGUGGAUAAGGAUCAGAGCAUUGCCCCCAAAACUACCCGGGUGACUUACCCAGCCAAAGCCAAGGGUCCAUUCAUCGCGGACAGCCAUCAGAACUUCGCCCUGUUCUUCCAGUUGGUAGAUGUGAACACUGGUGCAGAGCUCACCCCUCACCAGACAUUUGUUCGACUUCAUAACCAGAAGACUGGCCAGGAAGUAGUGUUUGUUGCUGAGCCGGAUAACAAGAAUGUGUAUAAGUUUGAACUGGACACCUCUGAAAGAAAGAUCGAGUUUGACUCUGCCUCUGGUACCUACACACUCUACUUAAUCAUUGGAGAUGCCACUUUGAAGAACCCGAUUCUCUGGAAUGUGGCUGAUGUGGUCAUCAAGUUCCCUGACGAAGAAGCUCCCUCCACUGUCCUGUCCCAGAACCUUUUUACUCCAAAGCAGGAAAUUCAGCACCUGUUCCGAGAGCCUGAGAAGAGGCCCCCCACAGUGGUGUCCAAUACGUUCACAGCCCUCAUUCUCUCGCCCUUGCUCCUACUCUUUGCACUGUGGAUCCGGAUUGGUGCCAAUAUCUCCAACUUCACUUUUGCUCCUAGCACAAUUAUCUUUCACCUGGGACACGCUGCGAUGCUGGGGCUCAUGUAUGUCUACUGGACUCAGCUCAACAUGUUCCAGACCCUGAAGUACCUGGCUGUCCUGGGCACUGUGACAUUUCUGGCGGGCAAUCGAAUGCUGGCCCAGCAGGCAGUCAAGAGGAUCGCUGCAGAGCAGAGCAGUAGAUUGGCAAAAUAUAGGACACUACGAACAGCACACUAGUUCCAGAAGGUUGAAGACCUGACCUGAAGUGGUUGUUGAACAAGGAGUGAAGACGAUUCAUAGUGCGAAGAGAGCAGCGAGGGGAACAAACAGAAAAUGAAAAAGUCUGUUAUUUAAAAA